Anopheles merus is the source of this 2331-nucleotide messenger RNA. Its product is annotated as pyruvate kinase-like. Gene Ontology annotation, cellular component: cytoplasm. The coding region runs from base 209 to 1765 and encodes 518 amino acids. Gene Ontology annotation, biological process: glycolytic process. The record is from RefSeq and is a predicted model, not a curated record. The transcript has 4 exons. Lineage: Eukaryota; Metazoa; Arthropoda; Insecta; Diptera; Culicidae. Gene Ontology annotation, molecular function: potassium ion binding; pyruvate kinase activity; magnesium ion binding.
GUGCCUGCUCUCCGUUUAUGUUCGCCUUCGACAUUCGGUUGUUGCGUGAUUUCUAGUUGAGUUACACAGUUGUGGCCAGUGUAUCCGUGGUAGUGUCUGGUUUAUUUUCGGAAGAUUGUGAAACUGAAGCCAAGCUUUCGGUUUUGAAGUCCAGCUGCAUUGAUUGUGGUAGCAGUUUAGCAUUUUGCCCCUUAUUCAGGAAUACACCAUGGAGGGUAAAAAAAUGAAUCCCGAGGCAGUUUCGCAUUUAGAGCAUAUUUGCUCCCUCGAUAUUGACUCGAAAACGCCAUUCGUUCGUCUGUCGGGUAUUAUCUGUACGAUUGGACCGGCCUCGGUUUCGCCUGAAAUGCUCGAGAAAAUGAUGGCUACCGGCAUGAACAUUGCUCGGCUAAACUUUUCGCACGGUUCUCACGAAUAUCACGCCAAUACAAUCAAGAACAUCCGCGAAGCUGUCGACAACUACUCGAAGAAACUGGGCAAACCGUUCCCAUUGGCUAUUGCCCUCGACACGAAGGGGCCAGAAAUCCGUACCGGUUUAAUCGAGGGCAGCGGCACCGGAGAAGUCGAGCUGAAAAAGGGCGAAAAGAUUCAGCUGACAACGGACAAGGAGCACUUGGAGAAAGGCACUAAGGAUAAAAUCUACGUUGAUUAUGUGAACAUCGUGAAGGUUGUCAAACCUGGCGAUCAUGUGUUCGUCGAUGAUGGUCUCAUUUCGUUGGUGGUGGAAAGUAUUUCUGGCGAUACGCUUACCUGUACCGUGGAAAACGGUGGCAUGUUGGGCUCGCGCAAGGGCGUAAACCUCCCAGGCGUGCCGGUGGAUCUCCCGGCUGUGUCGGAAAAGGACAAGUCGGAUCUGGCGUUUGGUGUGGAGCAAGGAGUGGACGUCAUCUUUGCAUCCUUCAUCCGUAACGCUGCUGCGCUAAAGGAAAUCCGUACUAUUCUUGGUGAGAAGGGAAAACACAUCAAGAUUAUUUCAAAGAUUGAAAACCAGCAGGGUAUGCAAAAUCUGGACAAGAUUAUUGAAGCAACCGACGGCAUUAUGGUUGCUCGUGGUGAUCUGGGUAUCGAAAUUCCGGCCGAAAAAGUGUUCUUGGCGCAGAAAUCGAUGAUUGCAAGGUGUAACCGUGCCGGAAAGCCGGUAAUCUGCGCCACUCAGAUGCUGGAAUCUAUGAUUAAGAAGCCCCGUCCGACUCGUGCUGAAAUUUCGGACGUUGCUAAUGCCAUCAUCGACGGUGCGGAUUGUGUAAUGCUUUCGGGUGAGACCGCCAAGGGCGAAUACCCGCUUGAGUGCGUGCUGACGAUGGCUAAGACAUGCAAGGAAGCGGAAGCUGCCUUGUGGCAUCGUAAUCUCUUCAAGGAUCUGGUCGACACGACGCCAACACCACUCGACACGGCAGCUUCGAUCGCAAUUGCCGGUGCCGAGGCCUCGAUUAAGAGUCGUGCCGCCGCUAUCAUCGUCAUUACCACCUCUGGCCGUUCGGCGCACUUGAUCUCCAAGUAUCGACCACGUUGCCCUAUUAUUGCUGUAACGCGUUUCGCGCAAACCGCACGUCAGUGCCAUCUGUACCGAGGCAUUUUGCCCGUCAUCUAUGAGCAACCUGCUAUGGAAGAUUGGCUGAAGGAUGUUGAUGCCCGCGUACAGUACGGUAUCGAGUUUGGCAAGGAACGUGGAUUCCUGAAGCCGGGCAAUCCAAUCGUAGUUGUUACAGGCUGGAAACAGGGCUCUGGAUUUACCAACACCAUCCGUGUGAUCAAUGUUGAAUAAACACAAUUCUAAACGUAACACCAGUGCGUCAUAAACGGGGUUGGUAAACGGAUCCAAUUUCCCAUUACAGUGUCUAAAACUGUUGUUGGAAUGUGUUAAAAUAGCAAUUCAUUUAAAACUAAAAAUCUACAGCUCCCAUUUUACAAAUAACACACUCAUACACACUUCCCGAGACAUACAAUGUCCUUUUUUUAUCGUUCCUUACGUACAUGCGGUUUAUUUAUUAUAAACUAAAAUUUUAAAUUAUUAUCCGUAUCGUGCAAUGUGCGUUAAUUGCCUAGCAGCAUCAGCGAUAGCAAAUGCUGCUAAGUAACGACAUGAGCAUUGCCUUUAGCACAUGAUUUUUUGUCACUAAGGGGUGAAAUGAAACAGGUCAAAAUAAUAAAAAAAGUUUAGGUUUUCGACGGAACAGAUAGCAGAGACAUUAGGAAAUGCAAAACACAACUAUACAUAAGCUCCAUCAUGUGUUGCACUAAUAUUCACAUACCAAUAAUUAUCAUUCAACAUAAGCGUUGCUGAGUAAUAGUUACAUUGAAAAUGGCAAAUAAAAACUGUGAAACUUAAAA